AUGCCGAGCCUGCCGCAGUGCACCAGCGCCGCCCCCGACGAGGAGGAGCUGUGCGACACGCUGCAGGAGCACAUUGAGCGCCUGGAGCAGCGCGACCUGGCCUCGAUGCGGCAGGGCGCCGUGCUGCGGCGCAAGCUGGAGGAGCUGCGGGAGCUCCGGCGGGAUCGCCACGGCGCGCUGCAGGCCGCGCAGCGGCGCGCCCAGGAGCGGCGCCAGGCGGAGGAGAGCGAGAUGGCCCGCCGCGGCGAAGCGGCGGCGCGGGCCCUGGAGGCGGAGUUCCACGGCCGCUGGGAGGCGGCGCGCGGGCGCGAGGAGCAGCUGGAGGAACGCCUGCGGGCGGCCUCCGGGAGGCCGACCUGUCGUUCUGGCGGUGCUGCGGCCAGGAGCUCGUGCGCGGCGCGGACGGCGGGCCGCACGUCGGCGCGGCAGCGCCCGCCCAGGCACAGGUUCCCGAGCCCGACACGGUCCUGA
Molecule: messenger RNA, 471 nt
Organism: Prorocentrum cordatum
Lineage: Eukaryota; Dinophyceae; Prorocentrales; Prorocentraceae
Source: the annotation of a GenBank genome assembly